Messenger RNA from Anopheles stephensi (Asian malaria mosquito), 1958 nucleotides. RefSeq names its product putative aldehyde dehydrogenase family 7 member A1 homolog (gene Aldh7A1). The record is from RefSeq and is a predicted model, not a curated record. Gene Ontology annotation, molecular function: aldehyde dehydrogenase (NAD+) activity. The coding region runs from base 259 to 1887 and encodes 542 amino acids. The transcript has 2 exons. NCBI's taxonomy places the organism in Eukaryota, Metazoa, Arthropoda, Insecta, Diptera, Culicidae.
CCGUUUGGCUCAAGAGGGCAGCGCAGCAAUACACACAAUUAAGCGAAAGUAUUUCCAAACUGAUAACAGAUAAUAGAUAGAGUGUCACAUGUGGUGUGGCGAGAGCCAGUACCGCGAGCCCAGUACAGUUGCCAACAGGACCUCCAGCAGACUGCAAGCUCAUACUCUCGAGGUUGCGAGUAGGUGCGCUUCACAGCUACACUUUCGACGCGAGCUUUCCAUUCGUUCCAUUGCGAACCGCUUUUUUGUUGCAGCAGCAUGUUAGCUGCACUGUUGCACAGAGCGCCCAAACUGACCCACGCGUUCGGAUCGCAGGCCGCCAUUGCUACGGGAUUCGCUCGGACCAUGGCAACGUACCUGGUGGAGGAGGACAGUUACAGCUUUCUGAAGGAUCUCGGCCUGAGCCGGGUCAACAACGGUGUGUACGAUGGGGCAUGGGUUGCCGGUAAGGCCGGCACCGUCCAAUCGAUCGAUCCGGCGUCGGGCCGUGUCAUUGCGGAAGUGACGACCGGUUCGGUACAGGAUCUGGAACGCUGUCUAACGGCCGGUACGGCUGCGUACCAGGAGUGGAAAAAAAUGCCCGCCCCGUACCGUGGUGAGAUCGUGCGGCAGAUCGGCGAGGAGCUGCGCAAGUACCGGGAACCGCUCGGCAAGCUGGUCGCGCUGGAGAUGGGUAAGAUACUGCCGGAAGGGGUCGGCGAGGUGCAGGAGUUUGUCGACAUCUGCGACUACGCCGUCGGACUGUCGCGCAUGGUCGGUGGCGCCAUCUUUCCCUCCGAGCGGCCCCAGCACACGAUACUGGAGAAGUGGAACCCGCUCGGGCUGGUCGGUGUCAUAUCGGCGUUCAACUUCCCGUGCGCCGUGUUCGGGUGGAACGCGGCCAUCGCACUCACCAUCGGCAACACGGUGCUGUGGAAGGGUGCGCCGAGCACGUCGCUCGUCAGCGUCGCGACCACGAAAAUCGUGGCCGACGUGAUCAAGCGCAACAAUCUGCCGCCGGUGGUGACACUGUGCCAGGGUGGGGAUGAGAUCGGUAAGCAGAUGGUGAAGGACGAGCGCGUGAAGCUGAUGUCGUUCACGGGCAGUACGGCGGUCGGUCGAACGGUCGGCGUCGAGAUGCAGCGUCGGUUCGGGCGGUGUUUGCUCGAGCUGGGCGGUAACAAUGCGCUCAUCAUUAACGACGAUGCACCGCAGGACAUGGCACUGGAUGCGGCCUUUUUCGGUUGCAUCGGUACCGCCGGUCAACGGUGCACCACGACCCGACGCCUCAUCAUCCACGAGAAGCUGUACGAUGGGUUCGUGCAGAAGCUUGUUAAGCGCUACACCAACCUGAUGCAGCGUGUCGGCCAUCCUCUCGAUCAGGCGACCCUGUACGGUCCGGUACACAAUCAGCAGGCGGUGGAGAACUACAAGCAAACGAUACAGGAAGCCGUUUCGCUCGGCGGCAAGAUUGAGUGCGGUGGCAAGAUUAUUCAGCGGCCCGGCUUCUUCGUCGAACCGACGAUCAUCUCCAACCUGCCGCACGACGCACCGGUCGUGAAGCGGGAAACGUUCGCACCGAUUGUGUACGUGUUUAGGGCGAAGAAUUUGACCGAAGCGAUCGGCUGGAACAACGAGGUGGAUCAGGGACUUUCGUCCGCCCUAUUCACCAGCAACGUACAGUCAGCAUUUCAGUGGAUCGGCGAGAAUGGAUCGGACUGCGGUAUUGUAAACAUUAACACGUCACCUUCCGGGGCCGAAAUCGGGGGAGCUUUCGGGGGCGAAAAGCAUACCGGCGGUGGGCGCGAAUCCGGUUCCGAUGCGUGGAAACAGUAUGCCCGACGGUCAACCAUCACGGUGAACCAUUCGGCCGAUCUACCGCUGGCGCAAGGCAUUGUGUUUGAGUAAGGGUGCAAAUAAAAGGAGGAUGAAAAAUACAAGCUUCGAAUGACUGAAUGCGGAAGGUGAAUUGGGAUGGA